UGGGGCGUAGGGCUGUCAUGUCCGGCGAGCGGCCUCCGCGCACAGACAUCCCUCGCAACCUGAGCUUUAUAGCCGCGCUGACCGAGCGCGCCUACUACCGCAGCCAGCGGCCCAGCCUCGAGGAGGAGUCGGAGGAGGAGCCGGGAGAGGGAGGGAUCCGGCCCGGUGCCCGCUCGCGGGCUCACGUGCGGGAUCGGGGGCGCAGGGCCCGCUCUGCGCCCGCAGGUGGCAGCGGGGCACGGGCAGCUCGCACUCCAGUCGGCGGCGCUCUGCUCUUCGCCCUGCGCUAUCGUGUGACCGGCCGCGAGUUCUGGGACAACAACGGCGGCCGUGAUUACGCACUACUUGGGCCCGAGCAUCCUGGUGGUGCCGGAGCCGCGGAGACCCAGGGCUGGAUCCAUUUUAUUUGAGACUGGGCUCCUGCCGGCCACAGCAGGGAAUACAUUGGGGCACCCGGGCGUGGGGGGAGGGCUGUGGCGCCAGGAACCCAGGGACCACAAUGGGCAGAUGGGUGGAGAGUCGUCCCUGAGAGUCAAGCGGCGGUGGCUGGAAACUGUCUGCGAAGCUCAGAGAGAUUAGGGUGGGAAACGGCAGGUGGGUGUAAGUGGAAGGAACUCAAGGAAUUCGAGAAAGGAGGCCCAGAAGGGAUCUGGGAAGUUGUGCCUCCUUGGACGGCUUGAGCGUUACGGAUUGAGCAACCUUGACGUGUGCAGUCCAGCCCAGUGAAGUCAUUCGGAUUGCUUCCCUCUUACUGGCCUUACCACCUUCAGGUCCCCAUGUCCUGCCCAUCCUAGCUUUAUCUGAGCCGAAAUUGCCUUGCUUAACCCCAGGAAUUUGACUAUUGCCCCCUGGGCCCUGACAGUUGGACAGGAUUCGCUUAAUUCUCAGCAGGUCUUGACUUCAGCCUUCAAGGAGAGAGAGUCCUUCAGUCACCGCGCAAGCCUCAGUAAGAUAGUGGCAAAACUAACUCCGGGCCUGCCCUUUUUAUAAUAGCCAAAUAAUGGGGCAUCUGAGGGGCUACAUAGUCAGGCUUCCAGAAAAAUGAAUGCCAGCCUUACUUUUCUGGGUGCCUUCUUAGACCUGGAAGCACUUUAUGGACUUUGUCAAGAGACAGCAAAUCAUGAAAAUCACUGCUGAUUUAUUCUUUGUGCCUCUGAAAAAGAGGAAACUACCGAUUAUCUGUAUGGUUGAGCAGGUUAUUUAUCUUUUGGGGCUCCAGGUUGCUCUGUGAGAAAUUGGAUUUGAGUUAGGUGGCCCUUUAAGGCUACCUUUGUUUGUUUGUUUUCGGACAAGGUCUCUAACCCAGGCUGGCUCCAACUCGCAGCCCUCCUCCCCUGGCCUCUGCUGUGCUGUGGUUAUUGGUGUGAGCCACUAUGCUCUUAGGGCUCCAUUUUGGUGUUUUAUAAUCUGUUCAUGGCACAGUAUAGGUUAGAAACUGUAUUCUUCAACCUAGUGCUAAAGUUAAAGCCCCACAGCAAGCCAGGUAUAGUGGCACACACAGGGAGUGUUGAGUUUGAGACCAACCAGGUAAUAUGAUUGCAACCUGAGCUACAUGAGACUGUCUCGGAAAAUUAAAAGAAGAAACAAGGCUUACCUAGCACAGUGAGCCUGUGCUUGGAUAUAAGAUGAGGAUAGUCUUCCUUCCUUCCUUCCUUCCUUCCUUCCUUCCUUCCUUCC
Molecule: messenger RNA, 1677 nt
Organism: Myodes glareolus (Bank vole)
Lineage: Eukaryota; Metazoa; Chordata; Mammalia; Rodentia; Cricetidae
Source: RefSeq, a predicted model, not a curated record